AUGGACACCUACGACUGCACAGGCGUCGAUCCGAUGCCCGACUCGCUGUGCAGCAUUGAGAACUCCUCCUAUGGCUUCCGGCCUGCUCUCUGGACGGGCAUCCUCUUCUCCACCCUCUUCGGCCUUGUCAUGCUCAUCCACGCCUUUCUCCUCCUCUUUCACCGUGCCUUUCCGCGCUUCAUGUUCAUUGCGAUCGUCGCUGCUGCCGGCGAGCUCGCCGGAUGGAUCGCACGGACCUUCGGUCACACCAACCCGUUCAACCGCAACGCCUACAUCGCCCAAAUCGUCUGCCUCAUCCUCAGUCCCGCCUUCAUCAGCGCUGUCAAUUACGUCGCUUUCCAAAACGUCAUGGAUGUAUUUGGAUCCAGGUGGUCAAGGAUCCCGAGGAAGUGGUACGUGAUUGGAUUCUGCUUUGGCGAUCUGUGCUCGCUGGUCGUGCAGGCGGUCGGGGGAGCUAUGUCAGCGGAAGCGACGACCGAGGACCAGGUGGAAACCGGCAAGAAUAUCAUGAUCGCCGGUGUCAGCGUGCAAGUUGCGGUCACGGCGCCGUUCAUGCUGCUGUAUCUGGAUUACAACAUCCGAAGGCUCAGGGAGUGGGCGAGGCUGGCGAAGGACGAACGACCCCAUCGCAGGGUGGAGAUCUUCAACAAAGUGAUUGGCGUCAGCACGCUGCUCAUCCUCGUCAGGUGCAUCUACAGGAUCGUCGAGAUGGCCGAUGGCUGGGUAGGCUACUUGGCGACGACCGAGGUGUACUUCGACGUCCUUGACGGGCUUAUGAUCCUACUAGCCAUCGGCGUAUUCAUCCCUUUCCACCCGGGAUGGUUCCUACCCCGAAACAAGGAGAAGGGAGUCGUGUACAACGCUGCCGAGUCGGAAGAGCUCGAGAAGCCGCGAUUGCAAACGAGCGCAUCGGAAGAUUCUUCGGCCGAUUCAGUGGCCACUCCAACACCAUUCUCGCCUUCCAGCUCUCAUAGCGGACACAGUCCUGCUUGA
This is a messenger RNA of Kalmanozyma brasiliensis GHG001, 993 nucleotides long. Its product is annotated as RTA-like protein. NCBI's taxonomy places the organism in Eukaryota, Fungi, Basidiomycota, Ustilaginomycetes, Ustilaginales. The transcript has a single exon. Bases 1 to 993 code for a protein of 330 amino acids. The record is from RefSeq and is a predicted model, not a curated record. Gene Ontology annotation, cellular component: fungal-type vacuole; plasma membrane.